UUUGAUCUCGCAGUAUACAUUGCGCUGUCAAUGGGUCAUUGGCGAGGUUAUUUUCCAGUCUAGUUUAUUUUAAAUACUAAAACAUUACAUUUUUUUUUAAUGAGAAACAGUACAAUUGUGAUACGUGUCUGUGAAGAUAAUUUAAAAUAAUUGUGUAUAACCUUGUGUAAGUGAUAUCAAAUAAGGAAACUUGUUUGGACCGUGAACACCUGUUUACUUGUUGUAUUUUAUAAUGGCGUUAUCACUUACAAAAUUUCCGAGAGUUUCAUCUCUUUUAUUUAAUGUAAACAAUUUGAGAGCUUUAAGUACAUCACUGUCUAAUAAUUCUAAAGUGAGUUUUAAAUGGGAUGACCCUCUAAAUUUAGAAGGGCAAUUAGAAGAAGAUGAAAAAGCUGUAAGUGAUACUUUUAAAGAUUAUUGUAAUAAAAAAUUACUGCCUAGAGUUAUCGAGGCUAACAGAAAGGAGUUGUUCGACCGGGAAAUAUACAAGGAAAUGGGUGAACUUGGUGCCCUUGGGUGUACUAUUAAGGGUUACGGAUGUGCUGGUGUAUCGUAUGUUACGUACGGCUUGAUAACGAGAGCGUUGGAUGGUGUAGAUUCAGCAUACAGAUCAGCCAUGAGUGUACAAAGCAGUUUAGCCAUGGGAGCAAUUUAUAUGUAUGGAACAGAGGAACAGAAAGAAAAGUUUUUGCCGAGGAUGGCUACUGGAGAAUUGGUAGGUUGCUUUGGUCUAACUGAACCCGAUUUCGGAAGUGAUGCUGGAGGUCUCGUAACAAGAGCCAAAUAUGAUUCAAAAUCAAAAUGCUAUAUACUAAGUGGUGCUAAGACUUGGAUCACAAAUUCACCAAUAGCUGAUGUAUUAAUAGUUUGGGCGAAAGAUGAUGAAAACAAAGUAAGAGGUUUUAUUGUGGAGCGGUCACAAGUCAAAAAAGGACUCGAUACGCCCCGGAUCGACGGUAAAUUUUCUUUGCGAGCGUCUGCGACUGGCAUGAUAUUGCUCGACGAAGUGGCUAUACCGGAAGAGAAUUUAUUGCCUAACGUAGUCGGCUUAAAGGGACCUUUCGGAUGUCUCAAUAACGCUCGGUAUGGAAUCGCUUGGGGCGCGCUCGGCGCGGCUGAAACAUGUUUGCGGAUCGCCCGCCAGUACACAUUAGAUAGAAAGCAAUUCGGAAGGCCGCUGGCGUCCAACCAGCUGGUACAAAAGAAGAUGGCUGACAUGAUUACAGAGAUAAGUAUCGGUUACCAAGCGUGCUUGCGAGUCGGACGUUUGAAAGAUAAGGAUUUGGCGGCCCCAGAAAUGAUUUCGUUAAUUAAAAGGAACAAUUGUGGUAAGGCUUUAGAAAUUGCUAGAGUUGCUAGAGAUAUGCUCGGAGGAAACGGUGUGUCAGAUGAAUAUCAUAUCAUACGACAUGUGAUGAAUUUGGAAGCUGUAAAUACUUACGAAGGGACGCAUGACAUUCAUGCUCUAAUUUUGGGUAGAGCCAUAACUGGAAUUCCAGCAUUUGCUUAAUACAUUUACGAUGACCUUGCUUUAUAAAUAUUGA
Messenger RNA from Papilio machaon (common yellow swallowtail), 1544 nucleotides. Its product is annotated as glutaryl-CoA dehydrogenase, mitochondrial. The coding region runs from base 233 to 1510 and encodes 425 amino acids. Gene Ontology annotation, molecular function: flavin adenine dinucleotide binding; glutaryl-CoA dehydrogenase activity; fatty-acyl-CoA binding. NCBI's taxonomy places the organism in Eukaryota, Metazoa, Arthropoda, Insecta, Lepidoptera, Papilionidae. Gene Ontology annotation, biological process: fatty acid beta-oxidation using acyl-CoA dehydrogenase; fatty-acyl-CoA biosynthetic process. The transcript has a single exon. The record is from RefSeq and is a predicted model, not a curated record. Gene Ontology annotation, cellular component: mitochondrial inner membrane.